This is a messenger RNA of Trypanosoma theileri, 1449 nucleotides long. RefSeq names its product flagella associated protein. Bases 1 to 1449 code for a protein of 482 amino acids. NCBI's taxonomy places the organism in Eukaryota, Euglenozoa, Kinetoplastea, Trypanosomatida, Trypanosomatidae. The transcript has a single exon. The record is from RefSeq and is a predicted model, not a curated record.
AUGGCAGCCAUGAUGACCCGAAAUGCGGCCGGUGUCUUCCCUCCUAGAAAGGCCGGACAGACGGAUGGGGAUCUCCGCAAGGAACUCAAUGCGCGUAAUGCCCCACGUGACUCCACAAUUCUUACACGCACGGAAUUGGAUAUUAUUCGUGAUAUGAUCGCCGGUAAGAAUAUUAUGACGACACUCAUAAAGAGUACAGUACGGAGUCGUACUGAAGCGGCUGAAGAGCGUAAACGACGUAUGCAGGAAUUUGAUGAUGAACGACGUUUACACGGUGGUGGCGAUAAAUCGCUUGAGGAUAUUGAAGAAGAACAACAACGACGUCUUCACUUGGAUCGUGCAAAGGCCCUUAUUGAUGAGGAAUUUGAAGAUGUAAAAGCUAUGAACAAUAUUGUGACAGAAGUAAAGUGUAUCGCCGUUCGUGAUGCGCAGAUGAUGGAGAAAAAACGUCGUAAAGAAGAAGAAAAAGAAUAUGAGCGACAAAUGGAUGAAAUGAUGGUAUUAGAGGCUAAUAAAGCCCAACACAUAUACGAAGAACGUGAACGUCACCAAAAAGAAGGAUGUAAGAAGAAUAUAGCUGUAAUAAAAGCACAGCUAGAGGAUCGUGAGAUGGACCGUAUACGGAAACUAGAGGUACAGCAACAGGAGCAGGAGGCAAUGGUGCGUCAUAUUGAACGUUUGCGUGAAGAAGAGGCGGCGGAAAAAUUACGUCGACAAGAAGCAGCCCGACGCCUCAUGGAAGACGCUGCUCUGGCGAACGCCGAACAGAUUCAAUUGAAAAAACGUCAACAGGAACUGGAGUUAGAGGAAGACAAACGUGUAAUGGAGUACGUUAAGCAGAAACAGGAGCGUGAGCGUCUGUUGGCUGAGGAACAGCAACGUAUUCGGGACGAGAAGGAGCGAGAGGUAGCCAGACUGCGGGCACAACAACAGCGUGUGCAGGAUAAGCAGGCACAGCUUGAUGAGAUACGUGCUCGACGGGCCCAAGAGGCGUAUGCGCGGGAGAUGAAGCGUAAAGAAAAGGAACGUAAAGAACAUGAACGUGCCGUGUUGGAUGAUCUUGCACGUGCGCGGGAACAACAAAUGGAGGAGCGCAAACGCAUAAAGGAGGAACAGCGCCGUCAAGAGAUUGAAGAAAUGGAACACAUUGUCGCUGUGCAGAAACUCGCCCUCGAACAGGAGCGGGAGAGAAAAGCAAAAGCCCGACAACAACAAGAAGAAAACUCAUUGGCGGUCCUUCAACAAAUUAUGGAAGUGGAGGAGCGUCGCCGUCGCGAGAGACAAGAGUACGUGGCUGAGGGACAUCACGCAAUGAUGCAAAUACGAGAACAUGAGGCUGCCAUUGAGGCAAUACGACAGAGGAAACUGCGGGAACUGCAAGAACUUGGUGUACCGGAGGAGUACUCAAAGGCAUUAUUGAAAAAGGUAAAGAGAAGAGGAGUCGCCUAA